GGCAGCACAGUACGAGGAUAUGAGUAAUGAUAGCCCAAUAACAACCAAGUGGCAACAGUGGAGUAUUGCAACAGAUCCCAGCAGAGAGAGAACGAUCCGUGUUGCGGAGUGUCAAAUAUGUCUGACAACACUGAAACCGUCAAUGGUUAGGGUGCGUGCAAAGAGAAAGCAGGUUUGCCCGCGAGGGCAACCGGCGCUGACCCGCGCCAAGUAUUAAACCUUAUAAUACAAGUUCUAGAGUCGGCGCCGGCAGCCUGCCUAAACCCGCUUUCCGGUUUGCAUGGUUCAUUCUUGCCUGCUCAACCCGCGCGGUUAGACGCUACUGAAUGGAGAGCAGGAUGGAUGUUGAGCUCCUCUGAUAUGCAAAGUUUAUGAGAGAGCGUGUAUGAAAUAAGUAGAAUAAGCACCACCAGGCAUGUGGUGGAUAGCCUGUGGCUUGAAAUCACCAAGGAAUUGAAGUGUGAAGAAAGGUGAUGAGAGACAUGCCUACCCUGAAGGUCCCAAUGUCUCUCUUCACUCCAGAUCAAGUUGGGGUGGGACCAAACUGUUUCAUCAUGCCCACGCCCUUUAAGGAUUGGUAUCCUAAAUAUGCUUCAUUCUCUGUCCGGAGUGAUGAUGUCUGGGUCAUCACCUAUCCAAAAACUGGAACAACAUGGACUCAAGAAAUUGUAUGGGGUCUUCUUCAUGGCUUGGAUUCUCCAGAUAUUAAACUUGAACUUAUGAAAAGAUUCCCAUUCUUUGAGUUUGAUAGUCUGCUCUCACCUGAACAUAAACUACCACCUUCUGCACCUGAAGAUUCUCCUGCCCACCUGGGUAAUUCUUGGAAAAGAGUACAAGAACAGACUCCACCUAGAGCCAUCAAGUCACAUUUACCAAAAGAGCUACUACCCUCUGACCUCUGGGAAAAAAACCCAAAGAUAAUAUAUGUCACCAGGGAUCCACGGGAUGUUUGUGUCUCCUAUUUCUUUCACAACUGCAAACUAGAAGGUUAUUCUGGAACCAUGAAGGAGUUUGUUGAUACUUUCUUGGAUGAAAGAGUGUCUUAUUCACCAUUCUGGGUGCAUGUCCUUGACUUCUGGAAGAUGAGAAAUGAAGAAAACAUCCUCUUUUUACGAUAUGAAGACAUGCAGAAGAACCUUCAAGGAGUAAUAAGACAGUUGGCAGACUAUCUAGAAGUUAAUGUGAGUGACAAUGAAGUUGAAGCACUGGCUCAUCACUGCUCUUUUGACCAAAUCAAAAACAAUCCUGCUGCCAACAAUGAAACCUUUUUUGAUGCUCCUAACACAGCAUCUCAAAAAAUCAAAUUUAUGAGGAAGGGAAAGACAGGUGACUGGAAGAACCACCUGACAAAGGAACAACUGACUGCCUUCAAGGAGUGGACUGAGAAAUACCUGGAAAAUUCAGACUUUCCAUACUACCGUGACUAUGAGUAACAAGUGGGGCAUAGAUUCAUCCUUUCCUUUUUGUUUGCUUAUUUCUUAUAUGAAGUGAGACCAUUUCGAACACCAUACAGAAAUGAAGGAACUUUAAACACUAAGUACUGUAGAUCAUUAUGCAAAAUGCUAAAGUUGGAAUAUGUCAAUGUAACAGAUGACUGGAAAAGUGUUAAUGUAAAUAAGCAACUACCAGUACAUAACUAGAUGGCCUAGAUUAAAGUACUGUAGAUUUAAUUCAUAAUAAAUAUACUCCAAAACUUUUAAAGAUAUAAACAUUAUAUGUAUUUUGUGGCUUAAUGAAAGCAAUAGGAUGGAUGGUUAGCAUGGUGUAAAUCAUAAAUUCUGUUUGAGCAUU
Messenger RNA from Portunus trituberculatus (swimming crab), 1791 nucleotides. Its product is annotated as luciferin sulfotransferase-like. The record is from RefSeq and is a predicted model, not a curated record. NCBI's taxonomy places the organism in Eukaryota, Metazoa, Arthropoda, Malacostraca, Decapoda, Portunidae. Gene Ontology annotation, molecular function: sulfotransferase activity. Gene Ontology annotation, biological process: sulfation. Gene Ontology annotation, cellular component: cytoplasm. The transcript has 9 exons. Bases 474 to 1433 code for a protein of 319 amino acids.